GCCGGGUAUAAACAGCAUCCCGGGACUCCUUCACGUCACUGAUCGAAGCGGCAGCAACUCGGUCACCAGAGCUGAACUUCAGCAGAGAUAGCACAGCAGGCACCUCCACGCCGCGCAGGCUAACUCGCUUUCGGCUUUGGUUCGAGAUGGAGACCCGUUGCACCGUGAGAGGCUUCAGCGCCCGAAACUUUAAGAGUGGACUGACUCUGUGGUUGGUACUUUGGCUGGUGGUGGUGAAGCCGGGUGGGGUGUCAGCAUGUCCCAAGUUGUGUGUGUGUUACCCCACGCCCAUGACAGUCAGCUGCCAGUCCCAGAACAUCACCAUAGUGCCGGCUGGUGUGCCGUAUGACUCACAACGUGUUUUCCUGCAGAACAACCGCAUUACAGAGCUUCGUGCAGACUCUUUUGGCUUUGAGACACAGGUGCUUUGGUUGUAUGGCAACAACAUCACAUGGAUUGAAGCCGGGGCCUUCAGUAAUCUCAGGGUGCUGGAGGAGCUGGAUCUGGGCGAUAACCCACUGCAGCGCCUGGAAGGUGGAGCGUUCAGGGGUUUGGAGAAGCUGCAGAGCCUGCACAUGCAUCGCUGCAAGCUGGCUACUCUCCCCCAUGACCUCUUCCACAAACUGUACAGCCUGCAGUUCCUCUAUUUGCAGGACAAUCAGCUCCACUUUCUGCAGGAUGACCUUUUCUCUGAUCUGGUCAACCUCACCCAUCUCUUCCUGCACGGCAACCGCAUACGGGCCCUUUCAGAGAACGCUUUCAGGGGCCUAGUCAACCUGGACCGCCUCCUUCUCCAUGACAACCGUAUCAGACAAGUCAACCGUCGUGCUUUUCGUGACCUGGGCCGCCUGACGAUCCUCUACCUAUUCAACAACUCCCUGGCUGAGCUGCCAGGCCAGGCCAUGAAAGACACCCAAGGCAUUCAGUUCCUCCGCCUCAACGGUAACCCCUGGUCCUGCGGCUGCGAGGCCCGCCCCCUCUGGGAGUGGUUUCGGGGGGCCCGCCUCUCCUCCUCAGAGCUCAUGUGCUCCUCUCCAUCCCAACGUCGUGGCCAGGACCUCAGAUUCCUGCGAGAGCUCGACUUUGCCCUCUGCCCUCUGCCUGACCCCGGCUCUCUGGCAGGAACCACAACGACCACCUUCAGCAAAAAAACUCGCUGGUGGUUCUCCAAGCACAAGCCCACAUCCUCAUCCAAGGCCUUGUACCAGAAGAGCAAAGAUACAGUUAAGGCCUUCCCAUUCUCUGAUGUUAAGUCUCAGUACUUCCCUAAAAGUCCUGUAGAAACCUUCUCCUCCAAGUACGAACUGUCUGACGAUGAGGCGGCACUCCCAAAGCUGGACCAAGAAGAAUACUGGGCCAACUACGGCAAUGAAGACUCCUCCAUCCGCUGCCUUGAGCUUGAGUGCCCACCAGGCUAUGACAAACAACUGUUCUCCUCCACCUCCUCACCCAGCACCACAUCCCUCCUCCACCUCCUCUCCCUCUCCAUAGUAACAUUCUGCCUCCAUUUGCUAUUUGGCUGAACUCUUUUUCUUCUGCAUCCUUUUUAUCUCCCCUAUUUUCUAACCCUGCUCUUUCCAACUCUUACAAAAACCUGGAUCUUGAUUCCUUUCAGUCAGCUCGUUGACCUCCAGGAGGUGCUACACUGAUGCUGGAGACAUGUGAGGAAGCAGGGAGCUGUUUUUAAAAAGCAGACGUAAGCUGAGUUGCCGAAGAGCAGGACAGGACUUCAAGGUUGAAGGAGGUGCUGCUUGUUAGUUCAGGUUAUAACAAGCAGGGACGCAAAAGUUAUACGUGUAACUUGUUAUCAAAAAAAUAGAAGUCAGGGAGAGAAGUCAGCAUGUGGCGUCUCCAGAUGUUUUUUGAUAACACGGCUGUAAUCAACGCAGGCGUUGUGACUCAUCUACAGCUAUUUUCUACAUCAAAAAGUACUAAUCAUCACUAACAUUAUCACUCACUAGUUUCUGUUUUCAUGAGAAAAGUGGUGAUUGAUGAUGGGCUAUUGUGGACAAGCAGAAGCAGGACAUAGAUCAACACAAAAGAAAAGGUUUGGCAGGAGAGAAAAUGAAAUGAAGAAUUAGAGAGAGAAGUAAAAAGAAAAUCAAUACAACGUGAGCAGGGUGAGCUUAGGCAGAGGCACAAAAGAACGAGAGGAUCGUAAGACGAACUCUCCUCUUGCUCCCAAUUGCAACUCAAAUGCCAACAGAACACCACCCACACUCGCACAUACCGUCAACAUCACUGUACAUACACUCAUCACAAAAUGAUCUCUUUUCAAGACUAGCUUCAUUUGUACCUUUCAUUCUGGUACCAUUUGGUUAAAGACAGCUUGUUGUAAUAGAAGAGACAUGUAGAUUGUAAUCAGAAGGUAAACAAAUGUUAACUCCUUGAACCCCUAAUGUUCCUGUCAUGUCGGUUCCUCUCAGACAGCCUCAACACUUCUGUGUUAAUCGGACUGAAAGAAAAAUCUAAAGCAUUUCACUGAGAUUAGACACAAAAUCAAUAAUUUUUUAUCAUCUCAGAAAAAGAUGCUUAGUACCAAACAUGGAAGAUUUGUGCUGUUGACUGGUUGUGAUUCAGUUUUUGUUGUGAGUGGUAUUUGUGUGUUGUAGAUCUAAGUCCUCACAAAAACCAGUGUAACUAGGUUUCUAACGAGUUGUCUGUAUGAAUGAGCUUGUCUUUCCUGUCCAUUUAUCAGUGUGCAUAAAGAUCUUUGUAUUCAUUUAAUUUUUUAUGAAUUAAAAGUUAAAU
Molecule: messenger RNA, 2751 nt
Organism: Labrus mixtus (cuckoo wrasse)
Lineage: Eukaryota; Metazoa; Chordata; Actinopteri; Labriformes; Labridae
Gene: rtn4rl2b
Product: reticulon 4 receptor-like 2b
Exons: 4
Coding region: 147-1523 (458 amino acids)
Cellular component (GO): plasma membrane
Molecular function (GO): protein binding
Source: RefSeq, a predicted model, not a curated record